AUGCCUCAGGGAAUCCCUUCCCCACUUCUACGACUUCGUCCAGAAGGGGGGCCUGCUCGGCUUCGUUGCAAGUCCCGGCCAGAGACAGUUCGUAGCCGGCUUCAUACAAAGAAGAAUCGGAUGGCACUCUCGACUCGUGAUCGCCAUGACCUCGAUGCACGGUCGGCAAGCGUCGUCGAUUCAAGGGUACUCAAUAUUCAACAAGAGGAAGUAGAGGUCCCCGGAAGUUUUUGA
Molecule: messenger RNA, 234 nt
Organism: Serendipita indica DSM 11827
Lineage: Eukaryota; Fungi; Basidiomycota; Agaricomycetes; Sebacinales; Serendipitaceae
Source: the annotation of a GenBank genome assembly